GGGCAGGAGCGGGAGCAGGUUCCUCCCAGUGCGGACGGGCCUGUGCGGGGGCACCUGGAGACCUCAUCCCCCACGGGCCCUGCCACGGCCCAGCUCAGCAGCCCUGGCCCCGAGUGCUCAGCCCCAGGGACAGCCCCACAAGCAGGGGCCGAGCGGCUCCUGCUGCUGCCCCGAGGGUCGCCAGCCCCAUCCCCUGACAGCGGGAGCUCGGUGUGUCAUGGCCACAGGCCAGGGGAAAGUGGAGCGGCCUCCUCUCGUCCAGGAGGCUGCAGGCUCUGGAGCAGGCCUGCUCUGGGGGCACAGCCCGGGUGCCUUUGCUGUCCCCAGGCCUCCAUGUGCGUCCUGUGCUUGUGGACAGCCCCAGCUCUGGCAGCCUGCACGAAAGGGGGAUUUCCAGACACGGAGGUUGUUUCUCCCUCUUGGUGAGAGCACGCGCCGGGGCUGUGUUGCCAGAGAAGCAAGUGGGAAGCGCUCCUGCUUGGACGCAGCUGCCUUGGCAGAUGCUUGUGCCCCUCUCUUGGCCCCGUGCUCUGAUUCGUGCCUUUCCUCCCACCCCAGCAGUGCUGCUGGCUCCUGGGGAAUGGGGGUACAGAGGGGGGAUGGUUUUACCACAGCUGGGAAGCUCCAGUCCGCCUGUCAGGGACUUGAAGCUUCCUGGUUCUUGCAGUAUCAGGGGACUUUCUUUUGGCUGUUUUUUAAAUGUAAUUUUUUCCAGGGAAAGUGCAGCGUUUCUCUCUGAUUGCUCCCUGUGUGGAUUGUAUCUCUCCUCGGCCAGGUGCGCAGUAGCUUUUGGACGAGGAGUGGGAUUAUUCCAGGGUGACGUGAGCGGUUGGGAUCAUAAGGCUGUUUUGUUUCAGGCAGGCAGGUGGAAAUGUGUGCUUAGAUCUGCCUGUGCUGCCUACCCUUUUGAUUGCAGUGCUCCCCUCUAGUUCUCCGUAAUACUCACUUCUCCUACUUGGCUCCAGCAGGCUUCAGUUUCUGUAAAUUGAUGCUAGACUUUGCAACUGUUUAUACUUGACUCAUCACAAAUUUGGAAAUUCCCUGUUCAGGUCUCUCUACUUUCUUCCCCCCACCCUUGUCCUGCAGAACCGUGUUUGACUGCAGGGCCCGCAGAGGCUGUGUUUCCUCCCCGUGGUGCAGAAAAUACGGACGUGAAAAAGCGGUAGAUCGUGAUUCCGAAAAGACCCCUUUCUUUGUGCUCAUUACCACAUUCGGUUGCCUGUUGUGGGUUCUUAAAUGAUGUGAGUUACUCUUAAAUGGUCUUAAAUGAUGAGAGUUUCUUAAAUGAGGUGAGCUUUCAAUGAUGUGAGCCAUAGCGAUCCCUUGUUGGCAUUCCUGUGCUCAGGAGGUGCAUCAGAAACUCUGUUGGCAUUGCUUCUGCCAGACAAGUAACCGGUGUCAGCUGAUGCUCUAGUCCCAGCCCAAAUAAGCCAUCUGGAAACUCAGGGGACUGGGAAGUUUGGCACGUUAACAGCCGGGAGGUCUGCAGAAGGCAGCGAAAAGCCAGUAGAGCCCCGUCAAGUUGUCAGUGCUUAAACCUCCCAAGGUUUCCUUUGCGCUGUGCUUCCCUGCAGAACAGCAGCAAAUCUCAUGCCACCUACCGCUGGGGCAAGCCUUGAUGUUUUCAUGAUCAUGCUGCCAUCCAUUUUCUGUAGUGGUCGCCAGAGCAGGGUUCCCAGGAGGGACAAGGAUCGGGAGGACGUGGUCAUCUUGCCGAUUUCCUUGAAACGGGGGAGUUUUAUAAGCAGUGGAGAUCUGACCGAAGGCCCAAACCGGUGGCCGGAGAUGAGGAAAGGGGCAAUGCAGAGAGGGCAGAACAGGCGAGAGGAGCACAGCGUGCUGUGGGAGCAUCUCUGUAUCAUCACCGACCGGAGAUGCCAGAGUGGGUCCAGAAUAUGCUUCCCUGGGACUGUGUAGUGGCCUGUAGCAGAGUGGGCAGAAGGAGCCUGCUGGGGAAGAGCCUGAGAAGCCAGGGGAUGUGCAAUACUGCAGUCAGCCCCGUGGCAGGAGGGAGGUCGUUCAGUCCUUCGGGCUGGGCUGCACAAUCUAAAGCCUGCAGUGUAACAUCCUGUACUGGAUUUUGGCAGUUAGCGUUGGUCACCCAUCUGAUCAAAACCAGACCUGUUCUCCAGAGGUUGGCAGCAGCUGGAAAAGAGAGGUUCAGAAGACCUUGCUUUUUAAAACCUAACCCAGAGCAGAAGGCUUGUCAUGGAACCUGUGGUGCCUUUAAGUGCAGUUUUCACGUCUUUGAGGGAAGAGGCAUUUGGCUGCCAGUUUGUAGUGCUGACUGUUUUGCAGACUAAGCGUACUUUGUAAGCACGGGAGAGAACUGGACAGGGGCAAGUAAACGCUUCGGGCAACUGCAAAGAAGGGACGGGGUCAGCCUGUAACAUUUCUGUCAGGGUCAAAAGUUAAAGGGUGUUUCCAUUCAAAGAGGCGAGUCUGUCGGGAGCUGCAGUCUCCAGAAUUGCAAACCCUGUGUGUCCAACAGUGAUGAACCCUUCUGUUUCUUUCUGCUGCUCUCUAACACAGUUUCUCUGGGCUUUUUCUUCGCUUGGUUUUUAAUCUCUAGUAGGCGUACCAGCUCAGUUCCAUCCAGCCACUUGCAAACCUGCCAGUUGCCCACCUUCUGCUGGGGCCAAGCCAAAGGGAUGAAGCCUCGAGCUCUUGCCAAGCCUGCAGCAAGGUUAAAGCACCAAGAAGUUCCCCCAGCCAGCCAUGAGCCAGAGCGCAGGUAUCUUAGCUGCAGUGAGAUGGAAGAAGAGCCUGGAAAACAAUUGCUCGUCAGGAGGCGAUGGGAGCAGAAAAACUCGAGAAGUACUCCAGAGGAAAGAAAGAAGUGCAAAGAACUGGUGAAGAAAGAGGUGCCAGUCAAGGAGGGCAUGUAGGCUGUAGAGGAGGACACGGAUUAAAGAUGUUAAAGCGGCAGUGGAGAGAAGAGAACAUUUCUUUGGGGUUUCCUGUUCUGACAGCAUCUGGCGACCCAUGGUCAGAGGAGCCUCCCCAGCCAGGACGGGAUUCUGAGAGCACCUGGUCGCUGUCUUCGUUCGACAGCAGCGACAUGACGACGGUGUUUGGAGAACACCUCCAGCCUUCGCAGAUGACAGAAGUUCUCCUGGUGGCCAUUGAGGCCUUGGCAUCAGACGACGCCUCCGACAGGCAGAUGGGCAGCAGCGUCGUGGACAUGGCCGUGAGAGACCCUGCCGGCUGGCUGACGGAUGUGCCAAAGGUGACGAGGUCCAUCCACAGAACCGUGGAGCGCAUCCAGAGCGAGCCAGCCCGGCACAGCCUGGACUCGCUCCUUCUCCUGCUGAUCAAGUGGUGCUCCGAAGAAGUGGUGGGGAGCCUGCUGAAGAUCUCUCCGGCCUGUGACAGCGCUGCCCUGGCCAUGUGGGAGGUGAUGCUCUCCGUGCCUUGGGCUUUGUGGAACGUCUUGAUGGAGCUGCUCAACGUGCUCCAGGACCAGAAGCUGCGCAAGGUGUUCAGCUCUGCCACGGAGGAUGCCUGCAUCUACCCCUUGUUUCUGCUGGUCUGUCCUGGCGUUGACCCCGAGGAGUUUGCUGCCCUCUACAAAGCCCAGCGGUACCUGAGGCAUCCGAGCCCGCUGAUGCUCUCGCUGGUGCUCAGGGUCCUCCUGACGCUUUCCGAGAGCCCGGAGAUGGCCAGAAGAAUGCCCGUGCUGGUGCCAGACCUCGUGGAGACCCUGCAGGACGCCAGUGCUGACGUCCAGACGAAGGCCCUGCUGUUCUUCAGGAACGUGCUGGUCCACCUGAAGCAGGAGGAGGCCAGCCUCAUCGCUCUGCAGCUGGCGGAGAAGCUCCUGCCCCUCUUCGAUGACGAGUGCAGCCAGCUGCGGGAGCUCUCCAUCAGCCUCUUCCGAGAGGUGGUGAAGGCUGUGGCGAAGCAGGGGAGAAACAAGAAGAAGAUGGUGCUGCAAGUGCGGAGGGUGCUGCUCCCGCUGCUGCUCCACGUGGCCGACCGGAGCGAGAGCGUGGCCCAGGCCUCCAGGGACACCCUCGCAAGCUGUGCAGAGUUCCUGGGGUGGACGAGGCUCAGCUCCCUGGCCGAGACAUGUGAGACACGCCUGAUUGGGGAGUGCUUGUUAGCGCACAACAGGAGCAGGGCGGAAGAAUAUCUGCGCCAGAGCCUGCCGUACCUGAAGGACAGUCAGGCCAGCUUGCGAGAGGCGGCCGCCAGCUUCCUCGGGCUGGCUGCACAGCGCCUGCGGAACCUCAGCCAGGAGAAGCGCUGGGAGAUCUGUAACGGUGAGGAAGGGCAGUGCUGUGCUGGCUGGGGCUGCUGGGGCAGGGGCCAGAGCCCGGGCAGGCUGCUGCCGUGCCUGGCCGCGCUGCAGGGAGAGCUUUGCUCCGGGGGCAGAGGAACGAGUCAGGGGCCCUCGGAGCGGUCUGAGCAGCAGCUGCCAGCUCGGCUGUUUGGCUUCCCCAUCUUCGUCACCCCACAUCCCCAUGCAGCUGGCCCCGUUCCCAUUUCUGUGCUCAUCACUUUAGGCGUGCCUCUGAUCAACAAAGUCCCUCUCAACACAGGCAAGUCUGCCUUUCACAGAAUCCCAGAACGGUUGAGGUUGGAGGGCACCUGUGGCAGGUUCACCCGCCCGAUGAAAAUCGGGCUGCCUGGCGGUUGA
Tyto alba (common barn owl) is the source of this 4642-nucleotide messenger RNA. RefSeq lists its product as uncharacterized. The record is from RefSeq and is a predicted model, not a curated record. Gene Ontology annotation, cellular component: cytoplasm. The transcript has 14 exons. NCBI's taxonomy places the organism in Eukaryota, Metazoa, Chordata, Aves, Strigiformes, Tytonidae. Bases 2795 to 4642 code for a protein of 615 amino acids.